CAGCUCUUUCUGGGGUGAAGAUCGAUGUGUAGGUUUAGCUGAGCUUGGAAAGAAGAAGGAGAAGAAGAAGAAGCAGUAUAACUCUUGGAGAGAUAAGACAGCGCUUGGUGGAGCACUUUGCUGCAAAGCAAUGGAGACAGAAGAGACACCACUGGUGAAGGAACAGGCCACUCGUCAUGGCAACAGCAACAUGCUGCCAUUGGUGCUGAUCAGCUCCUUAUAUUGCUGUUCAGGAGCCUACACUACGGCCACAGUCUUCACUGGUAGUUUCAUUGCGCUUGAACCAGGCUUCAGCGAGAACUGGGUGCACAUGGGUCAGACCAUGCUCUGGAUAGGAGUAGCUGCAGCGACGGCCACCUUAUUGCCCUUGCUUGACAUUUAUGGACGACGAGAUCUUCUCUUUGCGUUUGGUUUUGUUGGUCUACUUGCAGUGGUCACUUCACUUCUGGCUGUCUCUCCCUUUGUCUAUUUAGCAUGCCAAUUUGGGAUUGGCUUAUUCCUCUUUCCGACUGGCCUUGCUGCAUGGGUCUUGGUCGCGGAGAGCAUUCCGCAGAGGUCCCACAACCGCAUGAUGGCGAUUUGGAAUGUGUGCUACUCAUUGUUCGGAAUCACGGUGGCGUCCGGCAGCUAUGGCUUCAAGGAAAUAUCACUGAGUUGGCAAUUGCAAAGCGCUGUGUGGUAUUUGCCCAUUGUGCUGAGCCUUUUGAUUGGGCCAAGCGUUGUCUCUGAAUCUCCAGACACUUCGCUGAACGAAACAUGCUUACAGGAGCUCUUGGCUGACAGGUCAGGACAAGCAGAAAGGAGUGAUCAGAGUUUGAUGGUUUGGCCUAUGCCGGGAUAUGUGCUUGCAACUGUUGUUUGCUGGAGUGCUGUUAGCAUGGGAUUCUAUGCUUUGUCAUACAGCUCAAGCUCCUUAUCUCCUGAUCUUUACUUGAACAUGGGGCUUCUUGCAUGCAUGGACGCCGUGGUAUAUGCCUUCAGCAAGCCUGUGAUUGAUGCAUUGUCUCCGAAAUGGGCGCAGUUUGCCGGCUUGUCCGGAUGUGCUGCACUCAUGCUUGUUAGCUCCUUCUUGCCUGGGAAGUCAUAUGCCAUGAUGUUCAUGUGCCUGCUUGCACGGAUGUUUUUGGAUGUGGCUUUUUCUACGAUCUUCCUGCUUAUCAUUGAAGUCUUCCCAGUGCCGGUGAGGGCCACCGCCAUGGGCAUUGCUAAUUUGGUUGCGCGCUCCUUCACCGCAGUGGCACCCGUGCUUGCUAUGGCUCCUGCGUGGAUUGCUUGCUGGGUGGUAGUCAUGGCUACUGCUGCAGCGGCCCUAGCGACAUGGACGUUGCCCGAGCAGGUGGAGAAGACAUAAGGUCUCAAUCACGUAGGAUUCCAUCUGAGCCGAGCGAUGUUGGUCCUUGGCGCGGUGGAUUCAGGUGUCACCCCAGUCCUGAGAAACUGAAUCUCAAGGUUGCCGAUUUGGCACCCAGCGGUUGCAAUGUAGUAUUGAGCCCCGACGGACUAACACCUGGUUCAUGGGGCCAGUGUCUAGCAUAGUUUCCAAGAGAUCUUGAAGGUCAGGAUGCAUUCUGUUUUUGGGAAGACUUGGACUUGGAAACUUGCAGAAUGACUGAGCCUUUGGCGGCGUAAGCUUUGAGCGCUUGUGCCAAACAUCCAGACUCUGAUCGGGUGAAAUUGUGGCACAACUCCUCAUGAGCUCAAAUGUAGACGUUCAAUUAGUGCCAGGUUUCCUAGAAUGAUCUUGUUUUGCCUGACUUGACAAGUGUUUGUGCUUAUUGCUGCAAAAGCGAGCAGACAGUUUUAUCGAAACAUCCAGCCAGCCAUAUGAUUCAUAUGUAGCACAUCGUCCUCCGAGCGACUUUGCCGGGUC
This is a messenger RNA of Durusdinium trenchii, 1870 nucleotides long. Lineage: Eukaryota; Dinophyceae; Suessiales; Symbiodiniaceae. The record is from the annotation of a GenBank genome assembly.